CAGAAAUUGGCGUCUUUUGUGGUCGCCACUACCUAAAGAUGACAGUAAACAUUUUUUUAAUAUGCAAUAAGCAUGCCCCUACCCACGACCCACGACGUCAGCCUGACAUCGCGGACGGAGUGUAUCUUUAUCUAGUCCGCACUGGUCCGUGUCAGGUAGAGGUGGUCUCUGACGACAAAGUGUCUCAUAAGAUCUCUGUGAGGGACGUAAAGCUCAAGUUCAUCUUCCUACUUUCCUCCUUUUUUGCCCGCUACUGAAGAAAAUGAUACCGAAUUGCAUUAGGAAUGCAGUCGCGCAAUCGUCCCGACGAAACAUGGCCUCGUUUUUCUUAAGCAAAAAAAAUAACUAUGCCACUGAAGCUUCCUUCGAGACGAAGCCUUACCGCUUACACAAAUUAGAUUCUGGUCCUUCCACUCAAGUUACUGUGACUAGAGAUGAUGCCAUUGCACUAUUUAGACAGCUGCAUAUGAUACGUCGCAUGGAAACAGCUGCUGGUAAUUUGUAUAAGGAGAAGAUCAUCCGUGGUUUCUGCCAUUUGUAUUCUGGACAAGAAGCUUGUGCAGUUGGCAUGAAGGCUGCUAUGAGACCUCAGGAUUGUGUAAUCACAGCUUAUCGUGCACAUGGAUGGACAUAUUUGAUGGGCAUAGAUACAUUUGGUGUGUUAUCAGAACUAACAGGUAGACAAGGUGGCAAUGCCAGGGGCAAGGGUGGUUCCAUGCACAUGUAUUCCAAGAAUUUCUAUGGUGGUAACGGCAUCGUCGGUGCUCAGGUGCCACUGGGAGUUGGAAUCGCUCUUGCGCACAAGUACUUGAACACUGGCGGUGUCUGCCUGGCGUUGUACGGUGACGGAGCGGCUAAUCAGGGCCAGGUGUUUGAAGUGUACAACAUGGCGAAACUCUGGGAUGUACCCUGCAUCUUUGUUUGUGAGAACAAUGGGUACGGGAUGGGUACCAGCGUGGAGCGUGCCUCAGCCAAUACAGACUAUUACACAAGAGGCGAUUAUGUACCCGGGAUAUGGGUGGACGGAAUGGACGUGUUAGCCGUGAGGGAAGCCACGAAAUUCGCGAUAGAUUAUUGCACCUCAGGCAAAGGACCAAUGGUCAUGGAAACUGUGACGUACAGGUAUAGUGGACACAGUAUGUCGGAUCCGGGAACUAGCUACCGCACGCGAGAGGAGGUGCAAGAGGUCCGGCAGACUCGGGAUCCUCUCACCAGCUUCAAGGAGAGAAUUUUGAACGCCAACCUCGUCACCGCUGACGAGAUCAAGACGAUAGAGGGUGAAAUUAGGAAGAAGGUAGACGACGGCGUGAAAGCCGCCAAAGCCGACAAGGAGAUCCCCUUGAGCGAACUUACUGCUGACAUUUAUUCGAUGUGCUUAGAGAAAGGAAUUCGCAAUACGACUCCUUUCAAUCCUCUAACGCACAUCAGUCUAGGGCCAGCUGUGAAUGCUUAAAAUUGCUCAAAUUUCGUUUCAUAAAAUAUUGUAUAUUUUACAGUCCCAUACCACCCUCCCCUUCUCAGUAUUUUUAGUGAGGUAGAUAGGUAGAUUUACAAAUUAGUGUAGAAAUGUACAUGCUUUAUAUACGCGAUUUUUUGAUUCGAAGAUGUAUAUUAUUAUUUUAUUGAGAAGGAGCGGGUGUUAAUGAGACCGAUUAAUUUGAGUACAAUUCUCGCACAUUGACAUUGAAUUCGAUGCUUCGACGCGUACGUAACGUUUUAUAUCGAACUAAUUGCCAAAAAGAAAAAAACAACGAGAAAUCCUUAAGGAUCGGAUGUAUUUAUUUCCAGUGGACAAAAGUUACCGCAAAGAUAAGUCCUGUGCGAUACAAUGUACGCUUAAGAUCUGAGCCGUCUGUUAAUGUAUUAAUACGAAGGUAAAUAUAAAUAGUGUAAGAGAAAGAAAAAAAUAAAAAUUUGUUAACGGAUAGUCGAA
Molecule: messenger RNA, 1933 nt
Organism: Harpegnathos saltator (Jerdon's jumping ant)
Lineage: Eukaryota; Metazoa; Arthropoda; Insecta; Hymenoptera; Formicidae
Product: probable pyruvate dehydrogenase E1 component subunit alpha, mitochondrial
Exons: 6
Coding region: 263-1453 (396 amino acids)
Biological process (GO): pyruvate decarboxylation to acetyl-CoA
Cellular component (GO): intracellular membrane-bounded organelle
Molecular function (GO): pyruvate dehydrogenase (acetyl-transferring) activity
Source: RefSeq, a predicted model, not a curated record